GUUUCAGUUCAACACACAAAAUAGCCCAGUAGAAGAGGCUUGUGAUUGUUUUGCAUUCUUGACUUCAGGUUUGUCACAAAGAAAGUGAUUAUCACUUGGCUGGUCAAAACUGAAUGUUUCAGCUGUUUACUUCAAUACAAGUUAAAUGCACGUUUAAAGGCACUUUAGUCACUUUUAUGUUUUUCUGAUCGUGAGCACAAUGAAUUGUUACAGCUAUGUAACCUAAACAUCCAUUUAGCUACUGCUAACAAUGACCUUUUCAGGAUAUAAUCAAAAUACACUUCUGCUUGGGUAAUUUCCUCAUUAUACAGCAGAGUGAUUAUUGCCAUUAAGCAUGUUAUAUUUGUAAAUCUAUAGAGUAGUUGUAAAAGUGUGCACAUCCCCACCGGUGAGGUGCCGGGCAAAUGGAACUAGAACUCAAAAGAAAGUAGUGUGGUAGUGCGGGCAUUUCAUUCCUUUUGAUAUUUGUAAAUCUAUUCAGUAAAAAUAUCAGUUUCUAAUGUCUUACAAAUUCCUGACAAGACACUUCCAUGUGUGAAUCAUAAUGUAUAUUUCUGCAUGGCAUACUUUACGCUCAAGUAUUCAAAAAAAUCAAAGCAAUGGUUAUGGAAGAAAACAGGUGACCUAAAGGCAAGUUUACAAAGUACUAAAAUGAAAAGAUUUAACAGAAUAGCAUGUGGUUUAGAAACACUUCACUUUCUGUUUCCUUUUCUGUGGUGCUAUCUGUGGUAGAUUAAACAUGAACAUGUGGUAGAUUAAACAUGAAAAAGCUUACAAAAUGACUGUACUGUAAUAUUUACAAUUCAAAGCCUUGAACACAUUAUUGCAACAAUAUUGUCUUACAUAUUUUUUGCGCAUCCACUAAUCAGCAGUGCUUCAGUAUUGUUUUGUCUUUGUAAUGCAACAAUCUCUGUUUUUUUCUUCAGUUCUUUUUUUUUUUGAGGGAGACAGACGAGGGCGUUGCAUUUUAGGCCGCGAGUAGAGCAUUGUUCUGAGUUUCACACAGCUGUAAAGUGAGGUAAUGUCUGGUCCUGUCGUGUUUUUUAUUUGAAAGUUUGAUAUUACAGCCAUCGAUACAGUAUGUUAACUAGCUGAAAUUGUUUAUGGUGCAGAGCCCAAACUGUGUAUGAAUGCUUUUUUUGAGCCCAUAUACAGAACUGAAAGCUACAGGACCAUGAAAAGCAAUACACUUACUUUGUCCAAGUGUAUGUUAUUAGAAUCAUGGACUGCUAAUCAAGCUUUGCUCCUUUCUUAAAUAUAGCUCUAGGCCAGGUGACCAUGCAUUUUCCCACCAUUACCUUUGUGGUAGCUGUCUAUCUGGCCCUCAUACCCCAAACUACCCAGUCAUGCACCAGAGGCUCCCCUCGCGAGUGCAAAGAGGCCGAGUUUGCCCCAGGAUCCAACCUGGCCGGUGAAGGCUUCGACAUCACCAAGAUGCAGCGCAAGGGAGCCUUUGUCAUCGACAUGAACCUAUGGAGACGUGAAAACAACACCUGCAUGCUGUGCAGGAACCCGUAUCAAGAGGGCAAGAUGCAGAAAGUCCCAGCAGCUGUGGUGGACUGGAGACCCAAUCAGAAAUGCAGCAUGAAGGUGGCCAGCUCACUGUACCAGUCCAGUGAGUCCCUGGUCAGUUCCAGUGCGUCCAGUGUGGAGAACAACUGGAAAGCUAAUUUAGAAAUAGAUGCCAAAAGGGGGGAUGGCUCAUUGAUGCUGGCAGGGACCCAGUCAAAAUUGGCUGAGUACUCAAUGGAAAAAACGAAGAGAGACAAGUUUACCUUCUUAAGCCAUAAAAUGGUCUGUAGUUACUACAGCUACAGGGUUUCCAACCAUCACACCCUUCAUCCAGAGUUUCAGCGUGCCAUUAAUCAACUUCCAAAGAAAUACACCAGUGAGAACAAGCAACGCUUCUACAAGCUUAUCAACAACUUUGGGACACAUUUUAUGACUAAGGUGACUCUGGGCGGGAUGGUACAGUCAGUGACCAGCAUCAGGCAGUGCAUGGCCUCUUUACAGGGCCUGAGCUCAGAAGAGAUCAAGAUGUGUCUCGACGUGGAGGCCGCAGCCAGUGUUGGAGACAAAGUCAAGACAGGGGCAGAGACAAAGCACUGUGAGGAGGCAAAGGACAAGACUGAGGGCAAGAACAGCUUCUCCAGCAGCUUCAGUGACAGGCUCACAGAGAUUUUUGGUGGCCACACCACUGAGCCUGAGCUCCUCUUCUCUGCAGACAAAGACCCGGCCGCCUACAAGGAGUGGCUCUCCUCCCUGCCACUCAAACCAGACGUGAUCUCCUAUUCACUGGAUCCCCUCCAUGAGUUGCUGAGCCCCAAGCUUCCAGUGCGAAAAGAAUUACGCAAAGCAAUUAAGCAUUACAUUUUAGAGAGUGGACUCUGGCAGAACUGCUCUGAGCCCUGCAAGUCUGGUGUCAAAAGAAACCCAAAGGAGUCCUGUGUCUGCAGUUGCCAGGGUGAUCCUGGUGUAGGUACUGACUGUUGUCCUGUUAAACGCGGUCUCGCUCGGGUGAUUAUCACUGCAGUCAGGGCCUCUGGGUUGUGGGGUGACACCACCACAGCUACAGAUGCUUAUGUGAAAGUCUUCAACUCUCAGAACAUGCAACUGGCACGAACCCCUGUGAUUUGGAACAACAACUCACCUCAGUGGAACAUGGCCUUUGACCUUGGUGAUGUCAUUCUCUCUCAGACCAGCAUGGUGAAGUUCGAGGUGUGGGAUGAGGACAGCAAGUGGGAUGACGACCUGCUCGGAACUUGCACAGUGAACCUCAAGGAAGGAACAAAGGAGGAUGUGUGUAGCCUGAACCACGGAAUGUUCUUCUACAAACUCCAGGUGGUCUGUGGUCCAAGCCUGAGUGGCCCAUCCUGCUCUGAGUACGUGAGCUCUCCCAUGAACGGUCACCUGGAGAGGCUGUACGCGUCUCGUCAUGCCCGACCCAUACCGAAGGACAUGCUCGUGAAGAUGGGAGUGUUUGGGGAUGAACACCCUUUGCAUGCCAAUCUGACUGAACCAAACUGAAAUGUUCUUUUUUACUCCCUCAGAAAACUAUUGAUUUACUACUCCGCAAGAAUAAUAUACAUCUGUCCUUUUCGCUUUUUCGUCAUUCUUUUUUUUUUCAAAGAAAUAUUUAGUCUACGAUAUCCUAUUAUUAGAUUUACAUUACACUCAUUUACAAACUCAACAUGGUUGCAGCCCCGCAUAGCUGAUAUGGAAUAUAAAGUUUGUGUCCCUAGGUGGGCAUGUACCUUUCUGUUAGCCCCUCCUGAAGUGGGGAUAUUUUAUCAACAGACGCGCUGCAACUAGCAAAUGACUUAUCUCAAGAACAGCUGAAGCUAGUAUUUUGAAAUUUGGCAUGCUUGUACUUAACUAAAUUCAUUCAUAAAGUACCACUUGCCUUCGCUCAAUGGUCAUAUUCAGUAUGUAUGUCUAGUUACAUUCAUUUUAGUUAGUUUUAGUUUAGUUACAUUAUUCGUUUGGCAGAUGCUUUUAUCCAAACCGACUUGCUAUACUCAAGCUAUUACAUGUCAGCAGGCACAAAGUACUAAUUCCUGUCACUCUAACAAAGUCCAAAAGAGAGCAGAUAUAAAAAGUACACGGUAGUGCACCAGUGUUAGAGGUAUGACAAAAGAAGGGGAUCUCAGAGACUAAAUGAGUCUCCAUGAGAUUUGUGAAGAUAGAGACGGAUACCCCUGUUCUCUUAGCGUUUCAUAGCUUGUUUCAUCAUUGAAGAAUCAAAAAUGUUAACAAUCUUGACUGAUAAGCACCUGUGAAGGGAUGAAAUGGCUAGAUGUUUUUCACACAGUUGGUGAGAAAGCAUAACUUUGUGUGAUGGAAUUUAGUUAAUGGAAUGCAGUCAGUAAACAAAAUGUAACCAUUAGUGUAUGAUAUGGUAUAAGUGAUUGCAUAUGGUAGUGAAAUAUUCUAAAACCACUUUUAUCUGUUUUUAAACUAUGUUGUGUGUUUAUGCUUUUUAUACAAUAUUAUAAAUACAUUAUCCUGGUAAAAUAAGAAUCUGUCAUACUGUAUGUUCACUGAGGUUUUCCCACUCAAAAGUACCUAAUGACUUUUGUUAAAGGAGAAAUCCAAUGAUUUUUCACAUAGAUCUCCAUUUCUCACUGAGUAGGCCU
This is a messenger RNA of Alosa sapidissima (American shad), 4136 nucleotides long. Its product is annotated as perforin-1-like. Gene Ontology annotation, molecular function: calcium ion binding; pore-forming activity. NCBI's taxonomy places the organism in Eukaryota, Metazoa, Chordata, Actinopteri, Clupeiformes, Clupeidae. Gene Ontology annotation, biological process: leukocyte mediated cytotoxicity. Bases 1279 to 3027 code for a protein of 582 amino acids. The record is from RefSeq and is a predicted model, not a curated record. The transcript is spliced from 4 exons.